AUGAAGUUCACCACCACCACUAUCGCCGCCAUCCUUCCUAUGGCCAACGCCUGGAUCUUCACCACCUGCAGCGGGCAGUGGGACAGCGAAGACAACAAGGGCUGCACUAAGUCCUCCUGCAAAAGCGGUGACACUAUUGACUGGGAUAACAACUUGUGGUCCGAUUGUGUUCUUCGUGUCUACAGCGACAAGUCUUGCAGCAACCAGAUUGGAAUUGCAUCUGAUGACUGGAAUGACCACACUUUGAGCAGGAGCAUGGGUAGCUUCCGUGUUUCGUCUUGCGAUAGCUAG
Molecule: messenger RNA, 291 nt
Organism: Penicillium psychrosexuale
Lineage: Eukaryota; Fungi; Ascomycota; Eurotiomycetes; Eurotiales; Aspergillaceae
Exons: 1
Coding region: 1-291 (96 amino acids)
Source: RefSeq, a predicted model, not a curated record